This is a messenger RNA of Phyllostomus discolor (pale spear-nosed bat), 3532 nucleotides long. RefSeq names its product insulin like growth factor 2 mRNA binding protein 1 (gene IGF2BP1). The coding region runs from base 476 to 2209 and encodes 577 amino acids. Gene Ontology annotation, biological process: regulation of gene expression; nervous system development. The transcript is spliced from 15 exons. Gene Ontology annotation, molecular function: mRNA 3'-UTR binding. Gene Ontology annotation, cellular component: cytosol; nucleus; cytoplasm. NCBI's taxonomy places the organism in Eukaryota, Metazoa, Chordata, Mammalia, Chiroptera, Phyllostomidae. The record is from RefSeq and is a predicted model, not a curated record.
UGGGCUGGAGGGUCUAAGGGCCCGGAGGCGUCGGGGGUCUUCCCCUUCAGGGUGGGUGGGGGCUUUCACCACGUGGCUUUGCCUCCCCUCCCACCCCCGCUCCAUUUUUUUUUUUUUUUUCCAAGUCGAUUUUAUUUAGAGGCGGCGCCAGGGCGGCCGCGGAGAAACGUGACACACCAGCCCGCUCGGAGGGGUUUCGGACAGAAGGAACGAGCUGCGCCGCGUCGUCCGCCUCUCCGCGCGCCGAGGGCACUUCUCCAGGGCCUCCCCGAACUCCCCUGCGACCUCUGCGCGUCCUCUGGCCGCCCUCUGCGCCCCGGGCUCCGGACAACUUAGGGGUGGGGUGCAAAGAAAGUUUGCGGCUGCCGCCGCCGGCCGCCCGCCUGCCCGCCUCUCGGCCUAGGAGGCUCGCCGCCCGCGCCCGCCCGCCCGCUCGGCCUUGCUGGGGACCGCGUCCCGCCCGGAGCCCGCCACCAUGAACAAGCUUUACAUCGGCAACCUCAACGAGAGCGUGACUCCCGCCGACUUGGAGAAAGUGUUUGCGGAGCACAAGAUCUCCUACAGCGGCCAGUUCUUGGUCAAAUCCGGCUACGCCUUCGUGGACUGCCCCGACGAACACUGGGCAAUGAAGGCCAUCGAAACUUUCUCCGGGAAAGUAGAACUGCAAGGAAAACGCCUAGAGAUUGAACACUCAGUUCCCAAAAAACAAAGGAGUCGGAAAAUUCAGAUCCGAAAUAUUCCACCCCAGCUUCGAUGGGAAGUCCUGGACAGCCUGCUCGCCCAGUAUGGGACAGUAGAGAGCUGUGAGCAAGUGAACACGGAGAGUGAGACUGCCGUGGUGAACGUCACCUACUCCAACCGGGAGCAGACCAGGCAAGCCAUCAUGAAGCUCAAUGGCCACCAGCUGGAGAACCAUGCCUUGAAGGUCUCCUAUAUCCCCGACGAGCAGAUCGCACAGGGUCCCGAGAACGGGCGCCGCGGGGGCUUCGGCUCUCGGGGUCAGCCCCGACAGGGCUCGCCAGUGGCUGCCGGGGCCCCGGCCAAGCAGCAGCAGGUGGACAUCCCGCUGCGGCUCCUGGUGCCCACCCAGUACGUGGGCGCCAUCAUUGGCAAGGAGGGCGCCACCAUCCGCAACAUCACAAAGCAGACCCAGUCCAAGAUAGACGUGCACCGGAAGGAGAACGCAGGUGCUGCGGAGAAGGCCAUCAGUGUCCACUCGACCCCCGAGGGCUGCUCCUCCGCCUGUAAGAUGAUCUUGGAGAUCAUGCAUAAGGAGGCCAAGGACACCAAAACGGCCGACGAGGUCCCCCUAAAGAUCCUGGCGCACAAUAACUUUGUGGGGCGUCUCAUUGGCAAGGAGGGGCGAAACCUGAAGAAGGUGGAGCAGGACACGGAGACAAAAAUCACCAUCUCCUCGCUGCAGGACCUCACCCUCUAUAACCCCGAGAGGACCAUCACCGUGAAGGGGGCCAUCGAGAACUGCUGCAGGGCUGAGCAGGAGAUCAUGAAGAAAGUUCGGGAGGCCUAUGAGAAUGACGUGGCCGCCAUGAGUCUGCAGUCUCAUCUCAUCCCCGGCCUGAACUUGGCCGCCGUGGGUCUUUUCCCAGCCUCGUCCAGUGCGGUCCCGCCACCUCCCAGCAGCGUCACCGGGGCUGCGCCCUACAGCUCCUUCAUGCAGGCCCCGGAGCAGGAGAUGGUGCAGGUGUUCAUCCCUGCCCAGGCGGUGGGCGCCAUCAUCGGCAAGAAGGGGCAGCACAUCAAGCAGCUCUCCCGCUUUGCCAGCGCCUCCAUCAAGAUUGCUCCUCCUGAAACUCCGGACUCCAAAGUUCGUAUGGUCAUUAUCACUGGACCCCCAGAGGCCCAAUUCAAGGCUCAGGGAAGAAUUUACGGGAAACUCAAGGAGGAGAAUUUCUUUGGUCCCAAGGAGGAAGUAAAGCUGGAAACCCAUAUCCGGGUACCAGCGUCCGCAGCUGGCCGGGUUAUUGGCAAAGGUGGCAAAACGGUGAACGAGUUGCAGAAUUUGACAGCAGCCGAGGUGGUGGUGCCGAGAGACCAGACCCCCGAUGAGAACGACCAGGUCAUCGUUAAGAUCAUCGGGCACUUCUAUGCCAGCCAGAUGGCUCAGAGGAAGAUCCGAGACAUCCUGGCCCAAGUUAAACAGCUGCACCAAAAGGGACAGAGUAACCAGGCCCAGGCGCGGAGGAAGUGACCCGCCCCUGCCCCGACAUCGACGCGAGGACGACGGGCUGAAACCCAGGGCGCGUUCUCCCCAGCAGGCCUGAGAAUGAGUGGGAAUCGGGGGCUCGUGGGCCGGGGUGCGGAUCAGGUUUGCCCACUUGUUUGAGAAAGACGUUCCAGUGAGGAACCCUGAUCUCUCUGCCCCGAACCCCCAGCCGAUCGGCCCAGCGCUGCCCGCCCGCCCCUCAGGGUGUCACCGUGGAAAUUCUAGCUCAGGGUGCUUUUAAACGUGGAUUGUUUUAAGUCAGUUCUUCAUUUCCCACCAAGAGGGUGGGCAAGAUCCCACAGGGAAGAGAAAUAAAAUUUCCUUCAGGUUUUUAAAACAUAUGCAGAGGGGUGUUUUAAUCAACCUCAAAGAAUGGUUUGCUCUAAAAUCCUUCCAGCCUUUUCCCGCUCGGUUUAUUGAUUAAAAUACCUCCAUUCUCAUGCCCUGACAUAACCUCUUCCUGUAUCCACACUAACUGUCUUACCGUGACUGCUACCAGAAAGAGUGGGAACAGAUGCAUCGCUGAGCUUUUACGUUGUUGACUCGAAGGGAGAAGACGCGUCAGCAUCUGUAGUUUUAAUUUCGGUCCCUCCCUCUCCAACCACCAGGAACAGCGAGGAAUAAGGAGUGGUGGGGGGGGGAUGGGGAGAAAGAUGAUUCAAAUACAGUAAUCCACGUUUAAAAGGAGUGCCCUCGUGGCUGAUCCAUUCCAGACCACCGUCUCGGAAAAUUGGCACAAUUCAAAGUUCCCCCCUCUGCGGGGGCUUCCCCGCCGAGACCCCCCGCCCCGCCACGCCCCUCCCACUGUGGAGGUCCCACGUCACGUCCGGGCGCACGUGGGUGGUGCUGAGCGCUCAGCGGGACGGGCCGACCGCUGCACUGUCCCUGAUUCCCAUCAUUCUCAGGCAGAUUUUAUAUUUUUUUAAAGUCUAUUUUAAUGAUCGGAUGUGAGCACUGGGAAGGGGACGUUUCUCCCCUUGAUAAAGUCGCAGUUCCGUGGAGGACCGGAGUGGCCCCAAAGGCUGCCACUGUGCCCUCACCCCGGCCCACGGGCUCCCCUGAGGGCUGGCUCCCCGAGGCAGGGGUUGUGGGGCCCUCCCCCCUCCCCCCCGCCACGGCACUGUUCUCCUGGUGGUGGUGGGGUGCGGAACCCAACCCUGAGCUCCCAAUAAAGCUAAAGUUCAUCAUCUGGCAUACAUUACGAAGACUCAAUACAUUGGAGAGUAUUUGCUUCUGUUUGUAUCUUAGAGGCAUAUUUAACUGACGGCUCCUGCCUCUGCAUCAUUGGCGUGAUGACAAGGGUGCCUG